Messenger RNA from Nycticebus coucang (slow loris), 4436 nucleotides. It is a transcript of the gene LRIG2, whose product is annotated as leucine rich repeats and immunoglobulin like domains 2. Lineage: Eukaryota; Metazoa; Chordata; Mammalia; Primates; Lorisidae. The transcript is spliced from 18 exons. Gene Ontology annotation, molecular function: protein binding. Bases 608 to 3805 code for a protein of 1065 amino acids. The record is from RefSeq and is a predicted model, not a curated record.
AGCUAAAAGCGAGGAUAGAAGCUCCAUUCAUGUUUGCAGCUGGUAAAGCAGCCCUUCUGUCACUCCUCUUUCUGCGAGCCCAGGGAAGAUAAAAAAAGUCCUUGUCUACAACAGAUAUACCCUUAGAUAAAAAAAGAAUCCUUUUCUACAACAGAUAUACCCAUAGUCAGAACUCGGCGCUUGGCCCCAUUAGUCCCUCUUGAGGAACCACUGCGCCCUCCAGCGGAGGAACCGCGGCAGAACGUCCGAGGAGCAAAGUCCCCCAACACCUUCACGUUCUUCCUCUAAAGGAGAUCCGCGGUUUUUUUGGUCCCGCCCCCUCACGGAGUACCGCCCCCCGACGCAACAUCAUCAUGUGGCACCGAUUGGCUGGAUCCUGUGCGUGAAGGCGUUGCGUGUGGGGCGGGCGGAUGAGCGCUGUCCGUAAGGCCUCAGCCGAGAGUCCCCGGCCGCCGCCCCCGCUGUCGCGCCGCAUCCGCCCCUCGCCAGCCUAGAGGAUACAGGGGACAGCCAGCGUGCUGAGUGAUUGCGCAGCCGCUAAACAUCUGCGCCAUCCUCCUUUUCUAUCAGGCGGCUCUUCUCGGCCAGGCCCAGGUCGAGGGGGAAAAUGGCGCCGGCGCCCCUAGGCGUCCGGGAGGAGCGGUUGCUGGAGUGUCGGUCCGACCCACUCUCCCGGCUCCUUUUCCUUGCCCAGACGGCUCUCCUCCUCCUGCCCACCGCCCGAGCUGGUGUUUGCCCCGCACCCUGCUCUUGCCGCAUUCCUGUCCUGGACUGCAGUCGCAGGAAACUGCCCGCGCCGAGCUGGAGGGCGCUGUCGGGCUCGCUGCCCCCUGACACCGCUAGUCUGGAUUUGAGUCAUAACCGGUUGUUUAACUGGAACGUCAGCUUGGAAUCACAAACAUUACAGGAAGUGAAAAUGAAUUACAAUGAGCUAACAGAAAUCCCAUAUUUUGGAGAAACAACAUCUAAUAUUACUCUACUUUCAUUAGUUCAUAAUAUAAUCCCGGAAAUAAAUGCAGAGGUGUUCCAGUUUUAUCAUGCUCUUGAGAGUUUAGACCUUAGCUCAAAUAUAAUAUCAGAAAUCAAGACAUCUUCAUUUCCUCGAAUGCAGCUUAAAUACCUGAAUUUGAGUAAUAACAGAAUAACCACUUUGGAGGCUGGUUGCUUUGAUAAUUUAUCAAGUUCAUUAUUAGUGGUAAAGUUAAACCGUAACCGAAUUAGCAUGAUUCCACCUAAGAUCUUCAAGCUGCCUCACCUCCAAUUCUUGGAACUUAAAAGAAACAGGAUUAAAAUUGUGGAAGGUCUUACAUUCCAAGGACUUGACUCCUUAAGAUCUUUGAAAAUGCAGCGGAAUGGAAUUAGCAAACUUAAGGAUGGAGCGUUUUUUGGCUUGAAUAACAUGGAAGAACUAGAACUAGAACACAAUAACCUUACAGGAGUGAAUAAAGGGUGGUUGUAUGGCUUGCGAAUGUUACAACAGCUUUAUGUAAGCCAGAAUGCUAUCGAAAGAAUCAGUCCUGAUGCGUGGGAAUUUUGCCAAAGACUGUCUGAACUUGAUUUGUCCUAUAACCAGCUGACCCGCCUGGAUGAGUCUGCCUUUGUGGGUCUGAGCUUACUAGAGAAAUUAAAUUUAGGGGACAACAGAGUCACUCACAUUGCUGAUGGUGUGUUUAGGUUUCUUUCGAAUCUUCAGGCACUAGACUUAAGAAACAAUGAAAUUUCAUGGGCCAUAGAAGAUGCUAACGAAGCCUUCACUGGACUGACAAGUCUCACUAAAUUAAUUUUACAAGGAAACCAGAUUAAGUCAAUUACAAAGAAAGCAUUCAUUGGUCUGGAAUCUCUUGAGCAUCUAGAUUUGAACAAUAAUGCUAUAAUGUCUAUCCAAGAAAAUGCUUUUUCUCAGACUCACUUGAAAGAACUGAUUCUGAACACGAGCAGUUUGCUCUGUGACUGCCAUUUGAAGUGGUUACUUCAAUGGCUGGUUGAUAAUAACUUCCAGCAUUCUGUGAAUGUAAGCUGUGCACACCCUGAAUGGUUAGCAGGACAAAGCAUCCUUAAUGUGGAUCUGAAAGAUUUUGUCUGUGAUGAUUUUCUCAAGCCACAAAUGAGGACACAUCCUGAAAACACAGUUGCUCUACGAGGCAUGAACGUGACUCUGCUAUGCACUGCUGUGAGCAGCAGCGACUCACCCAUGUCCACUAUGUGGCGAAAAGAUAGUGAAAUCCUCUAUGAUGUGGAUAUUGAGAAUUUUGUUCGUUAUCAGCAGCAAGCUGGAGAAGUUCUAGAAUAUACCAGUAUCUUACAUCUUUUCAAUGUGAAUUUCACAGAUGAAGGAAAAUAUCAGUGUAUUGUUACUAAUCACUUUGGUUCUAAUUACUCUGAAAAAGCCAGACUGACUGUGAAUGAGAUGCCAUCUUUUCUGAAAACUCCAAUGGAUCUAACUAUUCGCACUGGUGCCAUGGCCAGAUUAGAAUGUGCUGCAGAGGGACACCCUGCACCUCAGAUUUCCUGGCAGAAAGAUGGUGGUACUGACUUUCCUGCGGCUCGAGAAAGACGAAUGCAUGUCAUGCCCGAAGAUGAUGUCUUCUUUAUUGCCAAUGUGAAAAUAGAAGACAUGGGAGUCUACAGCUGCAUGGCACAAAAUACAGCAGGAGGCCUCUCAGCAAAUGCCUCACUAACAGUGUUGGAGACACCCUCCUUCAUUAGACCUCUGGAGGAUAAGACAGUAACUCGAGGUGAAACUGCAGUACUACAGUGCAUAGCUGGAGGGAGUCCUGCCCCACGCCUCAACUGGACUAAAGAUGAUGGACCACUGCUGGUGACAGAACGACACUUCUUUGCUGCAGCCAACCAGCUUCUCAUCAUUGUAGAUGCUGGGCUAGAAGAUGCUGGAAAAUAUACCUGCAUUAUGUCUAACACCCUUGGGACAGAACGUGGCCACAUUUACCUAAAUGUUAUUUCAUCCUCCAAUUGUGACUCUUCCCAGGGUAGCAUUGGAUAUGAAGAUGAUGGCUGGACCACAGUUGGUAUUGUCAUCAUUGUUGUGGUCUGCUGUGUUGUGGGUACCUCUUUGAUCUGGGUCAUUGUUAUUUACCACAUGAGAAGGAAAAAUGAAGACUAUAGUAUCACAAACACUGAGGAACUCAAUCUGCCUGCAGACAUUCCCAGCUACUUGUCUUCCCAAGGAACAUUGUCUGAGCCACAGGAAGGAUACAGCAACUCUGAGGCAGGCAGUCAUCAGCAACUUAUGCCUCCUGUCAAUGGAUAUAUACACAAAGGCACUGAUGGUGGCACUGGUACCCGGGUGAUCUGCUCAGAUUGUUAUGACAAUGCCAACAUCUACUCCAGAACCCGAGAAUACUGUCCUUACACCUAUAUUGCUGAGGAGGAUGUUUUAGAUCAGACACUGUCCAGCCUCAUGGUCCAGAUGCCCAAAGAGACUUAUUUAGCACAUCCUCCCCAUGAUGCCCCUGCCUUGGAGAGCUUGAUAUCAUCAGCAGACAGAGAGCUGUCUGCCUUUCCCACCAACCAUGAGAGGAUGACGGAGAAGAAACUUCCCUCCACACAGAUGAGCAGUGAAACAUUGCAGCGGCCUCUGUGGAACAUAAGCAAAGAACUAGGCCUGCCUCAUCCUCACUUUUCCCAGCAGCCAGUCCUUGAGUCACCACAACUUCACCGAAAUGAGGGCCUGGCAGAAAAGGAUCCAGACUGUUCCACCUCCCCCACGUCUUGCCACAGGUUACAGGACCACACUUUUAAUUUUAAUAGGACUCAGAACAUGCAAGAUGGUAGUGAGGGCACCUGAAACUUACUUCUGGAUGAAAUCUGGGCAAAGACUCAUUAAUUCAUUUUGUAUUUACUACCUCGGAGUUCAGAAAAAACCUCCAAAGUCAGCAUUUGCUUUACUCUAUGUUUACGAUUACAUCUAACACACCAAAGUGGGCCACAUAUUAGUUUGGGCAUAUCCCUGGUGAAGAAAGGGUAACGGCUGACAGAAAUGGGUGCAUAUGAUUGAAAAUGUGCAGCAUCAGAGGGAAGAUACGGGGCAAGUGCUGGUGCCCCCACUGGCAUGUGUCCAGGUAUGCAUUGCCUGUCAGGAAGAGGGUCAUUGCUGCUGAACAUGCGGGAUUGUCCCAGGCCUCAAAAUGACCUGAGAAACAUCACUGCUUGGAUGUUUUACUUUGCCUUCUAAGGAGCAAAAAUAACUUGGGAGCCCUCUGCCAAGUGUGCUUGAGAUUCUUCAGUGGUUUUAAGUAGAUGGUUGAGAUUGGGGCUUUGAUAUUGAAGGUCUGUGGCAAGAAUUCCAGGCUUGACCAACUGGUACCAGGUCAAAGGCUUUCAUAUUCUUGAGAUUUUUUUUUUUUUUUUGUCCUUAUUGCUAAGGGAGCUCUUUGUAUAUAUAUGUGCAUUUAUAAAUAAUUUUUCUAUUAAUUGAC